Molecule: messenger RNA, 669 nt
Organism: Penicillium egyptiacum
Lineage: Eukaryota; Fungi; Ascomycota; Eurotiomycetes; Eurotiales; Aspergillaceae
Source: the annotation of a GenBank genome assembly
AUGAAACCGAUUAUCCUCUACUCCCAUCCAAUCGGACCCAAUCCAUGGAAGGUUGCAAUUGUUCUCUCAUCCCUUGAUAUUCCUUACGAGACUAUCUUUGUCGACUUCAAGGACGUCAAGCUUCCACCAUAUAUCGAUCUCAACCCAAACGGCCGCCUUCCUGCCAUCGUCGAUCCCAACAAUGAUAUUCAACUUUGGGAGUCCGGAGCAAUCGUCCACUACCUCAUCGAAACAUAUGACCUGAGUCACCAGAUCAGCUACGAUAGUUUUCCCGAGCGGUUCCUUUCCCAGCAAUGGCUUCACUUCCAGGUAUCUGGUCAAGGUCCAUACUAUGGCCAACUGGGCUGGUUCGCUCGCCAAACCCAGAAUCAACAUGUGGCCAUUGAGCGUUAUUCCAAUGAGGUCCGCAGGGUUACCGGCGUUUUGGACAAAGCUCUUUCCGGUCGACAGUGGCUAGUGGGAAACAAAUGUACUUUUGCGGACCUGGCUUUCGUACCGUGGCAGAAUAUGAUCGGCAUGAUUCUUCAAGACAAAAAUGCUGAAGGGGAAUUUGCACGCUCCUUCCCUAAUGUACAGGCAUGGAUGGAACGUAUGAAACAAAGGCCAGCAGUGAUCAAGGUUCUGCAAGACAAGGAAAAUGCGAUGGCUGAGAUGAUGCAAAAUCAGUAG